Molecule: messenger RNA, 2175 nt
Organism: Drosophila hydei
Lineage: Eukaryota; Metazoa; Arthropoda; Insecta; Diptera; Drosophilidae
Exons: 3
Coding region: 127-2157 (676 amino acids)
Biological process (GO): positive regulation of ERAD pathway
Molecular function (GO): ubiquitin protein ligase activity
Source: RefSeq, a predicted model, not a curated record
AACGUUCACACGUGAUUGGCUACGUUCACAAGCGAAUACUAGAACAAUCGGCUCGCGUACGUACAAAACAAAAAAAUUUCAACAUUUUGCAAAGUAAAUAGUUGAAAUACGGUUUUUUGCCACGCAAUGAACAACGGACCAAACGAUGCUUCUUCCUCGCACCGUGGUCGCGGUGCUGGUCAUCUAGAAAGAGGCACAACUGGCGUGGCAAUAAACAUUGACAGCGACAACGACGACAAUGAGUCAACCACAGCUGAGCAUGAUUACCUGCUGCCGACGCCACCCUUGUCGCUGGUGACCUCGGCCCAGCCGUUGAUAGGUCCAAGUACAAAUACUACCAUUAAUUUGGAGCAAGCCAACCAGCAGCCGGCUCGUAGCAGUAGUCUCAGUGGUGGCCGUGCCAAUGGGAGCAAUAUACUGUCCACACUCCUGGCCAGGCAGCGCUCAUUUACACCCGUCAGCAGCACACCUAUGCGCGUGACAUCACAGAUGAACCGCCGUUUGCAGCAGUCACGCAGCGUGGGUGCCAAUAGCGGUAGCCUCGAGGAGCCACCAAUGCCUGCAGCUGGCGCUGCAUCGCCGCCGAAUGUGCGUCAGCUGGGCUUCUGGCGUGUCAAUUUCAACGAAAUGUUCUCACUGUCCACGGCACCCUCAACUGAAGCACUGCGUUCCUUCAUUGCACAUUCCAAUUUUCGCUAUCAGCAACCUACAACUGGCAAUGCUGUGCCACCAGCAAGUGCUCCUGUUCCCGGUGACAAUUCGCAUAUAUUGCUAAACCAGAAUCAACAACCAAACCAGAACGAGCCGGAGGCUAGCACUAGUGCGUCCAUACCCACUCGCAUAAGUGCCUACAACAGCGCUGGCAUGGGUAGAAGCAUUUCGCUGCGCGAGGGCGAAAUGCAACAGGCGCGUCAUAGCUUAACAGGUCGCCACAAUGCCAGUGUAAUUGGCUUGACAACGCCAGCAACGGCGAGCAUAAAUCCACCUCCCUAUGAUACCACACAUUCUGAUGCAGUCGCCACCACUGAUGCCGCCGCCUCCGCCGCCACAAAUGCUGCGACGUCGAGUGGAGCAGGCAGUCCCAAUGGCAAUGGCAAUGGUGAUGCGGCGAACGAGAACAAUGCAGACGAUGAUCACAUUAUAACAGACAUGGUAGUUCAGGUGCUGAGUCACUUUGUUCGCUAUUUGCCCAUAAUUUGCAUACUACUGAUCAAGUUCGUCCACGACCACCUGCUGGGCAUACUCGAUCUACUCCUGCUACAGACUAUCAUGUACAAUAUUAAUCGAUCGGUGCGCAAUCAAGUCGCACGACUGGCACAAAAGAACUAUGCUGUGUUGAUGCGAGAUGCAUCCAUGGUGAUCGUGGUGGUUGCACUACGUCUCUUCUUGGCCACGGCACCACCGGAUCCUUUGGGCUUAUUGGUACCGCCCCCCAAGAUCUAUCAAAACUUUGAUGUCUCCACUUCAAAUUACAAAAUUGAGAACAGCCACAACAAUGGACUAAAUGAAAGUCCAUCAACCACGUUCCAGUCAAGCGCCGAGACGCCCAAGAACAUACUCGACGAUACAACUGUAUCGAAAGUCAUUCCGCUGGGCAUGCUGCUCUACUAUGUCGCUGUCAGCGACUUGCUACUAAAGCUAAUCACAAUUCUCAUCAAGAUCCUCAUAACCAUGCUACCCAUGCAUAUAAUUCGACUGAAAGUGCGCGCACGUCUUUAUGUAUUGGUAGAAUACAUAUCGCAGUUCUAUCGCGCAUUGGCUCCUAUCACGCAGUGGUUCUUCUUUCUCUACGAGUCUUAUUCGGGCCUGGAAGUUAUUUCGGGCGGUCUCUUCUCAUCUUUGUAUAUUGGCGCUAAAAUCUUUGAGCUGCUGGAACGGGGCAAAGCUCUUAAGAAAUCCGUCUCAACAUUUAGGCGCAAUAUUGACUCGGAGCGGCCUCCUACAAAGGAUGAACUCGAUGCCGCUGGCUCCGUCUGUCCCAUUUGCCAUGACAUGUAUAACUCGCCAAUUAUACUUGAGUGCGGACAUAUAUUCUGUGAUGAGUGCGUCCAGACGUGGUUCAAGCGCGAGCAAACAUGUCCAAUGUGCCGCGCUAAGGUCAGUGAUGACCCUGCCUGGCAGGAUGGCACCACAACGUUUUUCCAUCAGCUUUACUAAGUGCAAAUCAAUUGAACU